This is a messenger RNA of Oxyura jamaicensis (ruddy duck), 2423 nucleotides long. RefSeq names its product serine/threonine-protein kinase Sgk2-like. The transcript has 14 exons. Bases 251 to 1684 code for a protein of 477 amino acids. The record is from RefSeq and is a predicted model, not a curated record. Gene Ontology annotation, molecular function: protein serine/threonine kinase activity; ATP binding. Gene Ontology annotation, biological process: protein phosphorylation. NCBI's taxonomy places the organism in Eukaryota, Metazoa, Chordata, Aves, Anseriformes, Anatidae.
GCCCCUGUGCUGUGAGAGCUGGCCAGCCUGCCCAGCAGCGUGGGACAGAUGCAGCCCCCAGCUCGGGUGACCUUCAGCGGACCUCGGUGAUCCAGGCAAACGGCCAGGGAAAGGAGGACUCUGCCCGGUGGGAGGAGAUGGGGCUUGACCUGUCUGGGUGCUGUCCCUCUGGGGGUGCCUGUGGGACGAGCCCUCCCAGCUGCUGUGGGGUGAGGUAUCAGGCAAGGUCAGCGUGCCACUGACCGGGCUGAUGGAAGCUGAAUGGCUGCUGGGUUUUUCUUCAAAUCCCAGCUUUCCAUGCUUGUUCCGGAACUCUGAAGCCACAGCCUGGCUGGUUCCUCACCGGUCCUGUGCCGCUGGAAAAGCGUGUGUUUCUGUGGAUGUUUUGAAUCUUUCCUUCCCUCCAGAAUCAAAACUAGGGCUGAGCCAGAGGGCAAACAAGCCUUUGAAUAUUUCUGCUAUCUCUGCUAACCAAAACAAGGAACUCCCCGGCUCAGAACUUAUAAAGCACGGCCGCGAGAGGAUAGGACAAACCAUCAAGGCGUCCGGCUCCAGGCUCUGCUCGUAUGCUGAACGAGUUGCUUUUUUAAUGGAUCGUUCCCGGAGCCCAGACACCAGCGCUCAGCCUCCAACGCCAACUGACAACAUCAACCUCGGACCUUCUGCUAACCCAAAUGCCAAGCCAACAGACUUUGACUUCCUGAAGGUUAUUGGCAAAGGAAGCUUUGGAAAGGUUCUCCUGGCCAAACGCAAGUGUGAUGGGACUUUUUAUGCUGUCAAAGUCUUGCAUAAGAAAACUAUCCUGAAGAAAAAGGAGCAAAACCACAUCAUGGCAGAACGCAAUGUGCUCCUGAAAAAUGUCGAGCACCCCUUCCUUGUGGGACUCCAUUACUCCUUCCAGACCUCGGAGAAGCUUUACUUUGUCCUUGACUAUGUAAACGGGGGAGAGCUCUUCUUCCACUUGCAAAGAGAGCGCUGCUUCCGUGAACCCCGGGCACGAUUCUAUGCCGCGGAAGUUGCCAGUGCAAUUGGGUACCUGCAUUCCUUAAACAUCAUCUACAGGGAUUUAAAACCUGAGAACAUCCUUCUGGAUUGCCAGGGCCAUAUAGUAUUGACAGACUUCGGACUCUGCAAAGAAGGAAUGGAGCAAGAGGAGACUACUUCCACAUUUUGUGGCACUCCUGAGUACUUAGCUCCCGAGGUGUUAAAGAAGCAGCCGUAUGACAGGACAGUAGACUGGUGGUGCCUGGGAGCUGUCCUCUAUGAGAUGCUCUUUGGACUGCCGCCUUUUUAUAGUCGGGAUGUGUCUCAGAUGUAUGACAACAUUCUGCACAAGCCACUCCAGAUCCAAGGAAGCAAGACUGUGGCAGCUUGUGACAUCCUCCAGGGACUUCUCCAUAAGGACCAGAAGAGGAGGCUGGGUGCCAAAACAGACUUUCUUGAGAUAAAGAACCAUGUAUUCUUCAGCCCAAUAAACUGGGAUGACUUGUACAACAAGAGGAUUACCCCUCCAUUCAACCCCAAUGUGGCUGGUCCAGCUGAUCUGCGACACUUCGAUCCAGAGUUCACCCAAGAAGCGAUCUCUGCCUCCAUCACCCACACGCCUGACUUAGCAGCCAGCAGCUCCAGUGCCUCAGAUGCUUUUUUAGGAUUUUCUUAUGCACCAACUGAAGAGGACUUCUAAGUUUUAUAAAGGCUUUGAGAAGCCAGAUUUUAACUGAAUGGGUUUUAUGUGUUUUUUUUUUUUUGUUUGUUUUUUUUUUCCUUUUUGAAAGGAAUGCCACUGUCCUUUGCUCAUGGUUUAUGGGAAGGGGCACUAAUACACUAACUGGCUGGGAGGGAACAGAGCUCUUAAUUUGUGCUGUUUGGAUUUCCUUCCAUAUGUGUGUUUCCCUGGCAGGGAAAGUGGGACAGCAGUUGUUAUUACUUUCUCCUGAGUGUCUUGUACUACUUGGCAGGAUUGUGUUCACUGUGGUUGUGUUUAUGGUUAAGGUAUGUAUCAUCAUUCACAUCACAGCCAUAUGUGUGUGUGGAACUAAUGCUGCCUAGCUAUGUAUGACUGCUUUGCUUUCCCAUAACAAAGGGAAACUCUUCACCCUACACACAGCAGUGGCUUCCUUCAAGUGGACGUGCUUAUUUAAGUGGUUGGGGAAAAAGUAGUCUGGUUGGUAGUGGCCAGGCUGGAGUUAAACUGGGGUAGUUCAGCGAGUCUGCCACGUAAGCCAUUAAAAAUCUGGUAGCAGCAGAGGCCUGCAUUAGAUUUUAAUGCUCUAGAGCAGAAAUGCAGGAUUCAGUGGGUGCUGCUGAAGAAGCAGAGCUGCCACAGCACAUGGGAUGAGUACUGCUACUUGUGGAAGGAAGCCAUUUCCUCAUCCUGGGCUCAGACGCUGUUCAUCUUUUACUGCUCCAAAGGUGGCUUACAG